Pichia membranifaciens NRRL Y-2026 is the source of this 738-nucleotide messenger RNA. RefSeq lists its product as hypothetical. The transcript has a single exon. The record is from RefSeq and is a predicted model, not a curated record. Gene Ontology annotation, molecular function: protein binding. NCBI's taxonomy places the organism in Eukaryota, Fungi, Ascomycota, Pichiomycetes, Pichiales, Pichiaceae. The coding region runs from base 184 to 738 and encodes 184 amino acids. Gene Ontology annotation, biological process: chromatin remodeling. Gene Ontology annotation, cellular component: RSC-type complex.
AGAGAUUAGAGAGUCUAAUUAGGAAAAAUAACACAUAAAAGAGACAAGAGAAUCUAUGAGCACGAAAUACAGAUCCUUAUUAUAAGAAAGCAUUGAAGUAACCCAAAAUAGGUAGGGUAACGCACGCGUAGUGAAAAGCUUCGUAAAACGAAAGAGAAUAGAAGUGGAAGUGCCGAUGACUCGAUGAUUGAGAACAAAGAUAUGGCCGAUGGAAUCACUAACAAAACAACGACGACGUUGAUGAUAUCGAUGUUGAUGAUUCGUACAUCUGAUGACGAUAGCGAUGAGGAAGUCUAUGAAGAAGAUGUCCCUUCGAAAAAGAGACAAAGACUUUUUAGAGGAUCAACAGCUAUCAUCAAGGAGAAUGGGAAAAAGGUGACUGCCAUUUCAACAGGAAAACCGGCUCCAGCUGCAUGGGUUCAACGGGCCUAUUCAAUGCUUGAUGAACUGGAGGAACUUACUGAUGUAGAUGGCAAUAAUGUUGCUGCCGUCUUUAUGAAAUUACCCUCAAGGAAGUUAUAUGCAGAUUAUUACAAAAUUAUCAAGCAUGUUGUUUUAUUGGAUCAAAUGAGGAAACAACUAGAUUCUAAGAUGUUGCUUACGUGGGAUGACUUCAUUGGUGAGGCCAAACAAAUGAUAACCAACGCAGAUACUUACAAUGAACAAGGAUCGUGGGUCAUCAAGUGUGCCGAUUUGAUCGAUAAGCGGAUGAAUGAGUUUAUCGAUCAGUGGGAAUAA